UUCCGGGCUGAAAACCAGAAGGGGAGAGAGUAUAAAAACUUUAGAGAGGGCCCCAGAAAGCAUUUGCUAGCCGAGCACAGACAGAGCAGUUUGCCUUCCAGCUUCAGAUCGGUUGGUGUGCACAGAAGAUAUCUCAGUCAUAAUGGAUUCUAUCCUAAAGUGGUUUGGCAAAGAUAAUGACAAAGAGAAGGAGCGGCAGAUAGAGAAGAGGAGGCUGAAGACUAAACCAUGUGAGGAGCAGCAGAAGGGGGAGCAGAUGGAGGACAAAGGCAGUGAGGGUGAUAGCAGCAGCAGCAGCAGCAGCAGUAGCAGCAGCAGCAGCAGCGAUGAGGAGACUGCACGAGGGCUGAGCCAGGAGAUGAUCACCAAGAAAGAGAAGAAACGCUUCAAUUAAUUGCGGGAACCAGCUGCCAUGGGCGCCCGGGAGAAAAAGGGCUGUCAGGGGCGAGCGAGUGAAGGGCUGUCACACGAUGAACUUGUCCACUUACACGAGUCAAGCCUAUCACAUUCAUCCUUGCUCUGUGGUUUCAUUUAGGUGAUUUUUGAUAUAGUGUCCCUAGCAACAACAAAACCCUAAUACUAUAAUUUAUUGAGCCCCUGCUAUACCUCAGUCACGGUGCUCAGAGCUGUUCGCAGUUCUUUCCUGUAACCCCACAAACAACCCAUUAGGUCUGUAGUAUCAUCAUUCUAAAUUACAGAUGAGAAACAGAUCGCCCAAAGUCAACACAGCUGUGGAGUGGGUGGAUGGGUGGGUGGGAAAAGGAGAGGGUCAAAUAUCCAGUGUUUGACAUGUCGCCUAUCCACUCAGGAAACGCAUGAAAACCCUGAGCCCAACCACUUGAAGUUCACUGUGCCGCCCUCAGGGCCCUCUCCAGCCCCCAUCAACCUAACACAAAAGAACUAUAAAUAGAUCAGGGCAUCUGGGAACAAACCUGGCUUGACCAGAAUCCUGUGACACACGCAGAGAGGAGAGAGGGGUAGAAGGAUACCUGUUGUUCCCAGGCGCAGGAGAUGGGGGUUGGAUCCCAGCCCUGCCGCUGAGAGACCCUGAGCCCAUCUGCCACUGCCUUCCUGGUUUACUUUCUGCACCUGUAGCUCUGGAAAUAACCCACACAGUAACACUGUUUAGGUUUCCAAGGUGUUUGGCUCCAUCUUCUGCUCAGCUCUGAUCACUGCACGGAGAGCUCAAGACCCAAGCAGGGGACACUUUCAGCCUCUUUCUCCCUCAAGCGGCUUCUCUGGGCCUCAGUCGUUUAAACCAGAGGCCAUGGAUCUUAUGUCCACAUAACGGAAAGGGGGCCAGUAGGGCAAACCACUCCUCCUCUGCUUCUCCCAUUAUACCUCCUGGGCUUUUAAUGGCCGGAUUCUAGGUCAAUGGGAGUGCUUCCAAGAUACUCUCUUGAACUUGUACUCACCUUCCAGAAAUAAGUAGGACCUGGGCAGGAGUGAGUCAAUCCUAGACUCUGCCAGGAGGCCCCAGAUCCUGAAGCCAGAAGAUGAGAAGAAUGGCCCUUGGGUCCUCCCCAGGCAGGGCUGGAAGAUAAAGUACUGCCGAGGCGUUGAUGCCUUUCGCAUUACUCCAGCCCUCCGAGGCGUAUUUCCUUGCUGCUGAUGAGCAGGCAGAGAAAGACGGCCUGCAGAGAGAAACAAACAAGAUGUGGGAGAUGUACAAUGAG
Messenger RNA from Hipposideros armiger (great roundleaf bat), 1676 nucleotides. Its product is annotated as protein FAM133-like. The record is from RefSeq and is a predicted model, not a curated record. Bases 143 to 394 code for a protein of 83 amino acids. The transcript has 5 exons. Lineage: Eukaryota; Metazoa; Chordata; Mammalia; Chiroptera; Hipposideridae.